Molecule: messenger RNA, 3201 nt
Organism: Pseudo-nitzschia multistriata
Lineage: Eukaryota; Bacillariophyta; Bacillariophyceae; Bacillariales; Bacillariaceae
Source: the annotation of a GenBank genome assembly
GUAAAGUCAUUUUUCCAAAAUAGCCAUCAACCUCCAUGACCAAUACUCCCUAGACCAUGUCGGAUCCAACAACUACAACACCCGCUUCGACAACUGCAGGGAAUUCAGUAACAGGGACAGCGGCGACGGGGCAAUCUGUAUCCUCUUCUACGGCAGCGGGAACAUCUACAAGAAUUGCAACCGCAGUAGGGUCAGGAACCACGACGGUGACAGUUACUGACGAGGAGCCUCAGCAAGUUUUGCGCCUGACAUUAGUUGAUAGACCUACUGUGACUUGGUGAGUUCAAUAGUUUUGUGAAUCAACGGAUGCAUUCUUUAUGUACCGGUAUACACACGUGAUCCGUAACAGCUCUAUUGAUUGUGCAAUGCGUCUGCUGACUGGUAUGCCUAAAAAUGUUGGUAUUUUCUGUUUACGCAGGGACGAAAACGUUGUCGACAACGAAGGAAUGGGCAGAAAAUCGUCCAAAAGAUGUUGCAUUUUCCACAAGGAAAAAGCCUUUGGGGAGUCAUCCACCGACUCCUCAGAUUACGACUCAGACGGUGACAAAAAUCAGCAUAAAAGGAUUGCUCACAAGAAACACAACGGAAAGAAAAAGACUCCUGAUCAUUUGCGAUUUCACGCCUAAUAAUGAGUGAAGAAUCGGGUGAUGGUGUAACAGGAGCUACAAAUUAGGAAGCAAGUACCGUACGUACUUCAAACAUUGUACUAUUGUUUUCUUUCCGACGCCUGUAAUGUGACGAUAAUUCUCCUUGGAAUGCUCAGAUGGUACGCGUAGAGAGCUGAUAUCUAUGAGCUACUCGAGACACGCAAAGAGGUAGAGAGAGAAACUAGAUACAGCUUGUAAUAAUUUUUCAACAAAGGAAAAAUCGGCCUACGUUCCGAAGCGCAAUGGGACGUACAUUUUUGUGUUAGUAUACGGCGGAGCCCAAUCACUUGCGCUCGAGAUCUUGUGCGUAAUGAAACACGAAAGAUAGCAAUGCCGAUCGAAAAAAUUCAGUUCGUUGAGUGCAUGAUAGUUGGAAAUAUGAAUCAUCAUGCAGUGAAACAAAUGCCCGUACAUGCCGUGAAGCUCAAAUGGAAAUGAUUCAAGAUACAGAUAUUGUGCAUUUAAUUGUUAUAGCCGGGUGCGUGAAGUUCUUAGUAUGAUUUUUUCCUGAUAGAAACGCAAAAGUAGCAAGCUGUUCGUCGGAGUAGAAUAUGUCAGUGUAUGAUAAUUUGUAGCUGCUAGCUAAUAGAGAACUUGGAAAUCAACAAUGGAUGGAUGAAAUGGAAUAAAAUGAUUGCGACUUUCGCUUAGGAGCUCCAAAAUGCUCGUGUGGACAGUUUUUUCGUGUUUGUUUGUUUGUAAGAUAGUAAGAAGAUCGGUCAUUGCCAGUGUGUAGAUGCCGGCACGAUCACGGUGGUGGUGCAAAACUUUUCGAAAGGGUAGGACAGCGGUAGAGAAUUCGGACCUUAGAAAAUCCGUCCUCUUCGGUAUAAUUCAACAUUCGCUCCUCUCUUGCCUUGAUCAUCCAAGAGCAGAUCACCUCAUUCGUCGUCCGAAGAAAUGACUGCCUUAUCAUCGUUACUCGAGGCGGAGCUUCCAGAAGAUGGUGGCACCACGUUACUUCUGGAAGAAAUAAAACCAGAGUUCGGAGGUUCGAAAUGAGGCAUUUCCAAAGAGUCUAGGAGGGCAUCGGCUUCGUUUGCAGCAACCUGAGCUGCAGCGGCGGCGGCAUCCGCUUCGGACGACUGCUUAGCUUGUGCAAUGAGAUUGAGUUGCGAGUUUAUCGCCCCAGUGUCAAAGGACAUGAUGACAGAUAUGAGCUUGUUGGAGGCAGGGCUGAACUUAGCACGAAUUUGACCCUUCAGAAGCAACUCAACUCGUUGCCCAGAAACACCAUGUGUAGCAGCAGUCCAGUCCAUCAUAGCAACACAAUUGUCCAUGAAAAAGUUACUGCGAUCGCAAUUGUACACGCACGUUAUGCGUUCGUUGUUUCCGAGCUUGCAGAAAUUUUGUAGGAAGUUCGAAAACAAAGUGGAAUCGUUCAUGACUUCACCGACGCCUGUCAGGACCUGUUCGUAUCGUGGGCUACCAUCGUUUGAAUGCACCAUGUCUCGAAAGUUGACGAAUGGCAUCGUUAGGGUGAAAUUUUCCUCCAAGAUUGCCGCCCAUCGAGCAGCAUUUGCCUCAUUCCGCCCACGGAGCUUGAGAAAUUCCUCUAGGACGCGGAAACGAACUUCUCGCUGCUCCAGUUCACGUUGGGACGCGUGACGUUUUUCGAGCUCGGCGGCGUCUCGCUGUGUGACUAAGGCAGAAAGAGUAGCUUUGAGCUCUUCAACAUACGCUUUCUUGCGCAGCCGAGUAUUUCGGGCGUGCUCCCGAUUCCGAUCCCUGUUUUGGCGCGCGCGUUCAUCUGGUGUAAGAUUUGAUCGUCUCGCUCGAUUCAGCUUGUCACUGUUAUUCUGAUUGUUCGAAUCCGUCGAAGUAAUACCGCCACCACAAACUGCAACCCAGUUGCUUCCUGUCAGGGCCUUGACAUGCUCAGUGCUGGUGUCAACUCUGAUUGUUGGUGUUACAACCGGUAUACUUGUUGCUGAUGGGACUGGAACAGAAUUUGGGCGUGUUUCUGUUGUCUUCUCGUUUUUACUUUUUGUGGCGGUAUUGUUGCUCCCAGCGUUCAUGAUGAGAUUGUUGACGGCCGCUUGUGCAACAGACUUAAAGUCAGCUUCGGUAGGGGGGUUCGAUAAAACGGAUGCGGCCGGGGCCGCAACAGGAGCUGAAGACGAAACGGCCUGAGGAGCCGCGGACGCCUUGCUCUGUGAAGCUGAGUUAGAUUGUGCAGAAGUCGCAAUUGGUCCUGACUCCUGCUUUAUCGAUGCGGCUGGUGCAUGGACCGAGACAGAAGGUGAGAUAGGUUUAGUAGGGGCAAGCACCGUCGUUCUCGGAACCACGGAAGUAGUUGCGAGAUCAGGGCUUGAAAUUGUCACUUUUCGCGGAUUGCACGAAGUCUUCUUGGUAACUUUCUUGGUUGCGGCUCCUUUCUGCACGUUUUUCUUUUGCUUUGAACCGCUUACUGAUUUGCGUUUCAGGUCGGGCCCAGCGUUUGCAGCAACGGUUUUCUUUCUUUUUGUACCACCAGGGGUUGUAACGUAAGUCACCAUCGAACUAGUGGGUGCAACUAAUGGUUGUGGUGGUGAAAUAACCAAGCUAUGUUCUA